CAGAAAACUACAUUAAAAAAUGCCAAGAUCCAAUGCUUCUCGUUCCUCUCGCGCAUCAUCGGUACAUGAAGUACCUCAGAGAGCACCAGGUGAGGAAAUCUCCUCAGAGAUGUUGUUGGCCGAUCUUAUGAAUAGUAAAAGAAGAGCCAAACCUAAACUUUCAACACUCCAAGCUACAAAUACAUUAGAUGACUCUGGAGAUACAAUGAGCGAAUGUGGUUCAACUUGUUCCGCUUCUACAACUAGUUUAACCAAGGACCUCACAAAAAGUCUCAAAAUGGGAGAAAUCGAGUUAAAAAUUCUAUUGGAAGAAUUCAGAAACGCAAGUAACGAAGAAGGUUUGUUGGAGAAGGACAACUUCUUUGAUGUUAUUAAGAAUACUCUCUCCCAAAAAUUUGAUAUUCAAAACUCAAUGCCUGCUUUCCAUAGAAUUUAUGAAGCUUUUGAUCUUGACGGAAAUGGAGCUAUUGACUUUGUAGAGCUUGCAACAGGUUUGAGUACAUUAUUGUAUGGAGAAGAAAAAGAUAUUUUAAGAUUUGUAUUCGGUUUAAUUGAUGUAAAUGGUGACGGAUCUGUCCAACAAGAAGAAAUGAUCGAUUUCUUUAGAAAGUUUUUCGUUGGUCAAGCAAAGAUGAAUGGCUACAAAUUAACCUCUCAAAGAUGGAAGACCUUGGAGGAUUAUCUCAGUAGAACAUUUACUUCAACAGAUCUAGAUCAAAAUGGUACUAUAGAAUUUGACGAAUUUGUUCAAGCUGUUGACGAUCCAGAUUCCCCUCUCGGAAUGCUCUUCUUGUAUUUCCAUAGUACCCAUAGUGCUCAUCAUUAAUUCAUACAUGUACAUAAUAAUUAUAUUAAAAUUUAUUCCUCAUCAUUAAUCAU
Messenger RNA from Naegleria gruberi, 879 nucleotides. RefSeq lists its product as uncharacterized. The coding region runs from base 20 to 826 and encodes 268 amino acids. NCBI's taxonomy places the organism in Eukaryota, Heterolobosea, Eutetramitea, Acrasida, Naegleriidae. The transcript has 4 exons. Gene Ontology annotation, molecular function: calcium ion binding. The record is from RefSeq and is a predicted model, not a curated record.